UAGCUGUGGAUAUCUUCCUUUUAAUCUCCCAUAAUGCCUCAUUCGAUUAUUGUCAAUGCUCUCCAACCGUGUACUGUCCCUUCAAACAUCUAAUUCCCUCAGCUGAGCAAGUCAGUGGAGUCUUUUCCUUGAAAGGGAAAUCAAAGAGCAAAAAGGGGGAGAAAACCUCCAUCUGCACUGCACAGUUCUUCGGCAAAAUUUUGAUGGAUUAUUGAAAAAGAAAACCUAUGGCAUGUAAAGCUUACCAUGGGUGACUGGGCAGAGAGAUUUUACUGGACAUUUUUUCAGCAUAGAGGCAUGGCUUGGCUGCUCUUCUGGAUAUACUACAUUGCCUUAUGGACAAAUAAAGGUUUUGGAGACUCUUCUGUCUAUGACAAUUUUUACUCUGAAAAUAUAACACGCAUCUUGGAUAGAUUACUGGAUGGUUAUGACAACAGACUACGUCCUGGAUUUGGAGGUCGUGUUACUGAAGUCAAAACUGAUAUCUAUGUAACAAGCUUUGGUCCAGUUUCAGAUGUUGAAAUGGAAUACACAAUGGAUGUUUUUUUCCGGCAAACAUGGAUUGAUGAGCGACUAAGAUUUGAUGGACCCACAGAAAUACUUAGGUUAAAUAACUUAAUGGUCAGUAAGAUCUGGACUCCCGACACUUUUUUCAGAAAUGGAAAAAGGUCAAUCUCUCACAAUAUGACAACCCCUAAUAAACUUUUCAGAAUCAUGCAGAAUGGGACAAUCCUCUACACAAUGAGGUUGACUAUCAAAGCAGAAUGUCCAAUGCGGCUAAUGAAUUUUCCUAUGGACGGACAUGCAUGCCCUCUUAAAUUUGGAAGUUACGCUUAUCCCAAAAGUGAAAUUAUGUAUACAUGGAAAAAGGGUCCACUGUACUCAGUUGAAGUUCCAGAAGAGUCUUCCAGUCUUCUACAGUAUGAUCUUAUUGGUCAAACAGUUUCCAGUGAAACAUUAAAGUCUAACACAGGUGAAUAUGUUGUUAUGACGGUACAUUUCCAUCUGCAAAGAAAAAUGGGCUAUUUUGUGAUACAAACCUAUAUCCCUUGCAUAAUGACCGUCAUUCUUUCCCAGGUUUCUUUUUGGAUCAACAAGGAAUCUGUUCCAGCCAGAACAGUUUUUGGAAUUACAACGGUUCUAACAAUGACCACUCUAAGUAUCAGCGCAAGACAUUCCUUCCCCAAAGUGUCCUAUGCAACUGCCAUGGAUUGGUUCAUAGCUGUUUGCUUCGCAUUUGUCUUUUCUGCGCUCAUUGAGUUUGCAGCGGUAAAUUAUUUUACCAAUCAACAGGCUAAACAGGCAAUGAUAAAAGCAGCUAAAGAAUCUGCAUUAACAGCCGUGGCUGUGACAGCAUCAGCUGAAGGAGAAAUUGUCACGCAUUCUGAUUCCAACUGCAACUUAAAGAAAAGAAUGAACUCGAUGGUCUCUCAAGAAAAUGUGUCUCUAGAAGACAACUUACCUUCAUUCAGUACAUACGGUCAACAAAUCAUUGCUCAACCUGCAGACUUUUCACAGCUAGGAAUGUCAUCAAGUCCUCUAAGUGGUACUAGUAAAAUAGAUCAAUAUGCAAGAAUACUAUUUCCAAUGGCAUUUGCAGGAUUUAAUCUAGUAUAUUGGGUCGUUUAUCUUUCUAAAGACACAAUGGAGAUGAAUAGCAGUAUGUGAACUUUUAAAGAACAAAAGAAAUUAAAAUAAGUGAUUACAAAACACAUUUAAAUCUAAAAAAUGUUUGGAUACAUUAAAAGUAUGUCCUGAUUUAUGUGAAAAAAUAAACAUUUUUAUGGGCCAGCGCCAUGAACCAUGUUCAUUUGGUAACUUAUCCUGAUGAUCCGCUCUUCCUGCUCUCAACACACUGCAGUCUUAGUUGUAAACCUGAGAAAGGAAGGUUUGUAUUUCAAUGUAUUUUUUUUACACCUCACAUUUUUGUUCAUAAUUUAUUAUUAUUUCUUUACAUCAUUUUCAUCUUAUUAUAUCUUUUCAACUUUUCAUGUUACAACACUUAAGAAAUUACACUCUGCUACAAUGUAAAGUAGUGAGUGCACAGCCUGCAAAACUGUUAAUGUUGUGUCCUCUCAAAAAAACAACACACAGCCAUUAAACAGACAGAGGUGUCAGCAGAGAGUAGAAGCAAAUCCCUAUAGCAAACUUCUCCUACUCUGGAUAGUCCCAGACACGGAAAGAGGUGUUACAGAGAGCACUGUGGCUACACUGGAAGGAACUACACAACUUCCUCUGUAGUAUACAGCAGCUGAUAAACACUGGAAAGUUUAACAUUUUAAUAUAGAAGUAAUUAACAGAUCUGGAACCAGUAGAUUUGAAAAAAAUAAAUAAAAAUUCAACAGGAGUACCCAUUUAAGCUUCUUGGGGAUGGAGUUCACCAGAGCUGCAAAGGUUGCCACUGGAGUCCUCUUCCUCUCCUCCAUUGCGACAUAAUGUAGCUGGUGGAUGUCAGACACUCCCCCAUCUUCUGUUUUAGGAUGCCUUACAGAUGCUCAAUAGGAUUUAGUUCUAGAGACAAACUUGGCUAGUCCAUGACCUUAACCUCAGCUUCUUUAGCAAGGGAGUGGUCACCUUGGAGAUUUGUUUGGGGUCAUUAUCAUGUUGGAAUACUGCCCUGUGACCCAGUUUCAGAACGGACAGGAUAACGCUCUGCUUUAGUAUGUCACAGUACAUGUUGGCAUUUAUGGAUCCCUCAAAUAACUGUAGCUUCUCAGUGCCAGCAGCCCCAGACCAUGAAACCCCCUCCUCUAUGUUUGACUGUAGACAAUACACACUCAUCUUUGUACUUCUCAGCUGGUUACCUUGAUAUCAUCUGAACCAAAUAGGCAGACAAAGGACAUGAAUUACUGCAACCAUUUUUUGUGGUCCAAUGAUACCAAAAUAAACUUG
Hyla sarda is the source of this 2892-nucleotide messenger RNA. RefSeq names its product gamma-aminobutyric acid type A receptor subunit alpha6 (gene GABRA6). The coding region runs from base 247 to 1668 and encodes 473 amino acids. Lineage: Eukaryota; Metazoa; Chordata; Amphibia; Anura; Hylidae. Gene Ontology annotation, cellular component: postsynapse; dendrite membrane; synapse. Gene Ontology annotation, molecular function: GABA-A receptor activity; transmitter-gated monoatomic ion channel activity involved in regulation of postsynaptic membrane potential; GABA-gated chloride ion channel activity. The record is from RefSeq and is a predicted model, not a curated record. Gene Ontology annotation, biological process: signal transduction; synaptic transmission, GABAergic; gamma-aminobutyric acid signaling pathway. The transcript has 9 exons.